This is a messenger RNA of Brassicogethes aeneus, 6829 nucleotides long. Lineage: Eukaryota; Metazoa; Arthropoda; Insecta; Coleoptera; Nitidulidae. The record is from the annotation of a GenBank genome assembly.
GUCGGAAGUUGGAAAGUUUAUUAAACGGAAUGGAAAUGGUCGACUGUCAAAGCAAUAGCGCGUUUCUAGGGCGGGGAGUUACAUUGUUCGUGAAGGAGAUCGAAUUCGCGUGAACUUGCCGUAACCGAAAACGGUUUCAAUCGAAAUAUCGAAGAGUUAUUUGACUGAGUUUUCGUUUGUUUUGUGUAUGUCGAGUGCGUGUUGUGUAUUCUUUUGUUUUUGUGUGUUCCUUAAGCAGGCUGGCUUGCAAUGAAAGGACUAAAAGUGUCAAGAACAUAACCUAAAACCAGCCGAAACAUCAUCAACAUGAAGACUGCUCCUAAGGGGACAGCAGUCCCAAAAGCGGCCAUCAAGAAGAAAAAAGAGGCAAAAAAUGCUGAAGAUUCUAUUUCAGAAACCAUAUCCUUCGUGAUAAAAGGAAAAUUGACCCCUAUUAAGCAAGAAAUAACGCCGAUAACGUUGGAUAAAAAACUGCAACGGAAGCCUUUGAGUAGGAUUGUGAAGAAGAAGGUUUUCAAGAAGACUAAAGCCAAGAUAAAGGAGAAGUUGUGUAAGUUUAACAAAACUCAAGUUAAAAACUUGAAGCAAAGCCCUAAGAAGAAACUGGAAGCGAAGAAGAAAGUUUUGGAAGUCAAACCCUCGAAAAAUGUCAAAAAAGUGGAAAUGGAAACCAAGAAGAAACAAGCUAUCAAGAAGGUUGCAAAUGUUGCGCCACCAAAGGCGAAGAAGAAGAAACAAGAAACAGACGCGGAGCUAAAAAAAGCUGAAGAUUUGAAGACGAAAGAAACUAUAGAGAAACUUCUAAAACAGGCCACCAGAGUGCUGAAAGCCCCGGUAAAGAGAGUCAUCAAACCGCCAAAGAAAGUCGACGUGGUGAAGAAAGUGAAGAAGAUCAAAACCGAGGUUAAAAAGGAAGAAAGCGAGUCGGAUAAGGAGAAAAAACUAGUCAAGAAACCGAAAGUUAAAACCAACGCUUUGAAGCGGGCUCUGAUGAAGAAGAAGCUGGCAAAGUUGAAGCUGAAGAAGCAGAUGUUGGAGCCCAAAAGGCACAGAGAGGCUUCGCUCAACGCGCUUGCGAAGGUGCACUGUUUGUACGAGAAUGAAUCGCGUUUCGAUGGCGAUUUCAUCAAACACGAUGCCGUAUCGGUUAAAGAGGAGUUUAAAGUGUUCAAGAAUGAAGAGUUUAAACCGAAGAAAGAGGAGGAUGUGGAGGUUAGCACUAGAACGCUGAGGUGUCAACCGGGGUUGAGAGGGUUUGGUAAACACUGGGUUGACAGUACUUCGAGCUCUGAAGAGAAUAGUAGCAGUGAUGUGGAGGUGAAGGUUAAGGUGAAGAAACCGAAAAUCAAACGGGAAGUUGUGACAACUGAGGUGGUGGAAAAACAACCAAAGGAGAUGAAGAAAGUUGUGCGUAAAAAGCGUAGAAACCAAACGGAGUUGUUUAUGGACUUAAAGGAUAUGGUGGUGCGUAAACGCAUGGCAAGCUUAAACGCUUCCGCCAUAUUGGCUGCUAGUUACUCCACGGAAAAAAAAUCGUCAAACCAAAGCGACGAUACUACCGAUUCCGAUACCGAGUCAGAGUAUGUUAGCACCGAUGAGGAGAUUCUCAAGAAGAAGUGCUACGAGGACGACGUCAAAAAAGAGGAGAAACUCAUUGAGGUGCACACCACGCCGAACAAAAAAGUGGCCGUCAUCCUGAAUCAGGACACUGAUGUCACCAUAACGGGCGUGUACGUGAACAGUACCACGAGGUCCACGCACCACGAAGGGUACUGCAGUAUCGCCGGAAUGCAGUACCGGAUUUCGGCUACUAGUCAUACGCAGACGGCCGCCACUGCCGUAGCUACCGAGACCUUGCUGCAGACGUCGACAAGUGCCGGGGGCCCUGAUAAUAGCACCAGCGACUCGAUACAAUCCUCGACGAAAUCCUACACGCCUUUGGACGCGCUGUCCAACAUGCAGCCGCCUCCGGGGCCGGGAAUCCAACACGGGCACCCCGGGGUCAUAUCGCACGGGCCCGUCCCUGUUGCGGUGCCCGUCGUGCCGCCUCACGCGGUGCUCCAGCACGCCCCUGUGGGGGCGGUGAGGCACGGGUGCUCGAGCGCCUUCACUUCGCCUCAUGCGGCGGGGGCGGGAUAUCCGCCGCCCCCCAACAUCAAGGUGCAUCCGGAGGAGGGAGCAUACAUGCAAGGAUAUUAUCAGCCGGCGGGUCCGCUGAUCAGCGUGCCUCAUGCGCAUGGGCAGCCGCCGCCCCACGUGGCGCCGCCCCCGCCGCCGCCUACCGUCGUCGCCAAGACGGCGCCCUUGUCGGACGCGUCGCCCGCCGCCAUGUCGCCGCCGCCGGCGCCCGCCAACCAUCUGGCGCCGCCGCCCGCCCCCAGCAGCAACGGCGGCGAUUCGUCGGACAGUGACGUGAUCAUAACGUCGGUGACGGCCGCCAAGGACACGAUACCGCAGCACCCGCAAUCGUACCGCUUCUCUCAGUACCCGUCGACGCCGCCGGGCUACGCGUACACCUACCCGCCCUACCCCUAUCCCACCCCUCCGCCCCCCACGCCGCCCUACGCGCACCACGAGCUCUGCUACCCGCCCAACCCCUACGUGCAUCACAAGUACCCGCCGCCGCCGCCGCCUGCGACCUACCGCCGCUACCUGAGCUCCUCGUACUACCCCAGCAACGCCGUGCAGGAGGUCUAUUCGCAGCAGCCCGGCGCCACCUCCUCCCAGCAACAGGUGGUACAGGCGACGCCUGUUUCUGCCGCCCCGGGCGGCUUCCAGGCCGUACCCAGCGGCGCCGCCCCGACGUUAAUCGAAACAUACUCGGGUCCGCCGCCUCCCACACUGAUGGAAACGUAUCAACCGCCCCCGCCGCACUACUACGCCGCCUCGGCCUACGGACCGGCGCCGCCGCCGUCGUGCUACACGCAUUCCCCAUCCAGAAGUAUUCCGUAUAUAAACGCCACAUAUCAGUCGUGCCCUUGUCCAAUGCAGUCGUGUCCAAAAAACGUAAUUACUGGGCCUCUUACUGGUGAUAGUAAGAGGUCGGCACUAACUCUCACAAAAGACUCGAUGCCCCUGUCGCCGGUGGCCCUGGCGCUGCCCCUGGAGCCGUCCAGCGCGACCGAAGCCCCCAGCCCGGCAAGGGGCUCCGCCGGGAUGCCGCCGCCGCCCUCGCCGGCGGGGGCGGUCUACCAGAGCCCCGCCGUGGCCAAAGAAGAAUCUCACAACAAUCGGGACGAAGCGAAAAGUCCCGAGAAGAAGCGAAAAGCGAGGGUGGGGAAAGCCAUGGUCAGAAACGACAUAAGGCAGAACACGAUGUUGUUGAUGUGCAACCCGGACGUCAAAAGGGAAAUUGAAAGCCCCAAGGACAAAGACGUGGAAGUUUCCAAAGUUACAACGCAAGAAACGAAGGUUUUAGAUUUGGAAACGUCGCAAGACCAAGGUAUCGAUAUGAACGACAACAGACUUUGCACCGUACUGAAAGAGGAAAAAGUCGUUGAAGAAUUGCCACCACAAACUCCCGAACCUCUACCACCGUGCAUACCGACAGUGGCGGAGAACGUUAAAGUGAAAAACAUGAAGCGAAAAUCGUCAAUAUCUAGUGAAUCAGUACCUGAAGUGAAAAAACCCAAGCCCGAGUUCCAGGGUUCGUACAAGAACUUCAUCAAAAAAGAGCCCAACGUGAAAAUAACCAACGGCAAGCGCAAACUGUUGACCUCGAACGUCAAAAGGACGGUCAAACCGAAAAUCUCAGUCAAAAAAACCAUAUUCAAGAACGCCGCCAACAAAAGGUUGGCGCCGGACAAAAAGAGACCCGUACGGAGAAACCCAGUCAAUUCUAGAUUAAAUAGCAAAUUAACCUCUAAGUCAGAAAAAAGCACCGUAGACGAAACAAUCGAGGAAGUUAUCAGUGAAGCAACUAAAAAGCAGAGAACCAGCAAAAAGGUCGUCAAAAAAGAACCAACGCAAAGCAAGAAAAUCACCAAAAAAGUCAAUAGUCAAUUUAAUAAAGUCGAAGAAGAUGCAACUAAAGCUACUAAAGCAACAGCGGCAAAAGUAACAAAGGACGCAGCGAAAAUCUCCAACAACAAAGAAGUUGCCAAAGCGACCAAAGAGGUGGCAACCAAAGUACCAAAAGCUAAAAAAGUGGUAACCAGUAAAAAGGCAAAGGCAAAAUGCAAGGAGGUCGAACCAGCUGCUGUGAAGAUACCACGACGAUCUUCUCUGGGGCACCCCAAAUGGUCCAAUGGUUGGAAAUGGGAGGGAGAACCUUACGAAGGAAAAGUUUUCAUCAAUAGCGACGAAACUAUAGUGACGAGAACCUGUUACCCGGCGAUGCGCCACACUAGCGGCGACAUUUUGGAACCGAGAGAUUGCGUACUGUUGAAAGCUGGACCGAGGAAAAACGAUCUGCCUUUCGUGGCCAAAAUAGCUGCGCUGUGGGAGAACGCCGAAGAUGGUGAGAUGAUGAUGUCGUUACUUUGGUACUACAGGCCCGAGCAUACUGAACACGGUAGGGCACCUACGGAUUGUACCGAUGAAGUUUUUGCCUCCAGACACAAAGAUUCUAACAGCGUUGCGUGUAUUGAUGAUAAAUGUUAUGUUUUGACAUUUAAUGAGUAUUGCCGGUACCGCAAAAACUACAAAAGGCUAGAAGAAGGCCUGGCAGAGCCCAUUUCGUGUAUACCCCAAUCGGAACCGUACCCUCGUUUAAUACGUCAACCCCCGGACCCGCUAAGAAUCUCGCCGGAAAUGGUGUUUUUCUGCAGACGCGUCUACGACUUCAGACAGAAGCGAAUCAUAAAAAACCCGACUUAAAACGGUAAUUUUUACGUUGAGAUAAAGAUCUAAAAUGCGAUAUUUUUUCGACCCGAAAAAAGAAGUCGAUGGGGGUUAGAUCCCGACUUAUCGGCGGCCACACUUGACGACUCGAAUUUCCGAAGACCUUUCAUAAGUUAUUGUUAACACAGCAAAUCAAAUAUAGUUUUUAAUAUAUUAUAUAUUCCAUGAAAAAUCAGGUCGUAUAGUAAUUGCGUUGUUUUGUAUAUAUAGUUUUUCCAAAACAAAAACCAACAAAAAAUAUAUAGUAUACAUAUUGUUGCAUAAGGGAACAUUGUAUUAUAAGAAACAAACCUAGCGUUAUAAAAUAAUGUAUAGAAAAUAGAGAAUAUAUAUUUAACAUAUAAAAACGUAUUGAUUAAAGAAAAAAAUUGUUAGCUAUUAGAAGCUGGUGUAAAUGGUGUGUGCUUUUAUAGAAUUAGUAGAAAAUGUCAAUGUUAUCUAUUUAAACAAAAUAACAAAACAAACAAAACUUUUAUAACAUAUUAUUAAUGUAGCCAAGCUGAAAUUUAUAAUACGAAAAGUACAAUAUCAAAAAAUACACCGUUUUUAGCCCACAACUUUUAUCUGCAUAAGCUAAAUUCGUUUUUUGCAAAUAUCAUUGUAUAUAUCGGUUGAAGGUCAAAAAGUCAUACAAACAUUUUUUAGAUUAUUAAAUUCUCUAUAAAAAAGGUAAAAUACAUUUUUCAGUAAAACGUACCGUUAUAGAGAUAACGCGCUCUAAAACUAUUCUAAAAAUUCUAGACUAAAAAUAAUUUAUAAUAACCUUUAUCCUACCAAAAAGUACACCAAUAAUCGACUAGGAACUUUAGGCUAAUCUAGUUGCCUAAUUUAUUUUGUUAUGGUUGGUAACAAGCAGCGUUUCCAGAUUCUGUCAAAAAAGUUGCCAAAUUUUGUUUAAAUUGACAAAAUCAACAAUGCAAAUUGUUAAUUUGGCGUUUUUAUUAAUUGUUUGUCAUUUUUAUAAUAAAGGUAAAUUCAAAAAAAAUCUGGCAACUUUUAUGACAGAAUCUAGUGCAUUUCUUUCAAAUUUUAGGUUAUGGGCCCAGAUUGUAAAUAUCUUAAUAAAUAACUAAGGGAUUUGGAUUUAUUUACACAAAUUGAAUGUUUAAUGAAUGUGAACUUGUCCUAAUUUCAUCUGAGUAAACAGAAAGAAAAAACCGAUGAAAAAAUUAAUUUUGUGGUUUUUAUUUUUUUUGCUAGAAAAACUUCUUCAUAGUGCGAUAUUUUUUAAACGGUUUAAUUUAGGUUAAAAGUGUAUUUAACUUUUUUGUAGAGUAUUAAAUUAUCAAUAUUUUUUAUUAAUAAUACUUUGACGUUCAACCAAUAGCACGCUAGAUAAUUGCAAAAAACCGUUAUACCUAAAGCAGAUAAAACUAUUGUGUCUAAGCCUUUAAUUUCUUACAUCCACACUACUUAACUUUAAGUAUUUUUUAAAUUUGUUAAAUUAUCACAUUAUUAUUUAAUUUUCUAGGCGUUACGUAACAUUUUAUACUGGAAGGAAAAAGGUGUAUAUUUUUGAAGGCCUGGUUAAUUUUUAUGCAUUUUACGAAAUUCCAUAAUAAUUUUUUUUUUAUUUUUCCAACUAGGUCUAGCUUCCUCUACAAAUAUGCAUGUUUUAGAAGCUGACAGUAUUUAAAAAAAUGUUAAUAAUUUUAUCGGUGUACCUACCACAUUGUAUGUUAAUUGUUUAUUAUUAUUAUUAUUAUUAGGUUUUAUAAAGUUUAUUUUUUAUUUAUGAUUAUUAUCUAAUAUAUUUCGAUUUUUGUAAUAAAUCGGUUAUAAGUUAAAAACACUUAUAUUAUUUAUUAAUGUAUUAUUAUUUUUAUAUAUCCCCCUCGACACUACAUAUAUUAAUAUAUUUUGUUAAAAUUUGUAUACCCCAAACGUACCCCCUUUGCCUUGUAGGUGCCUUUCUAUUUUUAAAGGCUGCUUAUUUUUGUCGACGUUUAGUUAUCUUUUACCACCCAUUUCAAUAAAUGUGUGAAAG